Molecule: messenger RNA, 3467 nt
Organism: Loa loa (African eye worm)
Lineage: Eukaryota; Metazoa; Nematoda; Chromadorea; Rhabditida; Onchocercidae
Exons: 25
Coding region: 18-3392 (1124 amino acids)
Biological process (GO): actin filament organization
Cellular component (GO): actin cytoskeleton
Molecular function (GO): actin filament binding
Source: RefSeq, a predicted model, not a curated record
AAUUAUAGUUGUUGGCAAUGGAUCGUAAGGUGACAGCUUAUGGUUUUUUAUAUGUUGCACCACCUAACAUCGACUUCUCUCAACCGUCACAUUCAGCUAAGAGAUGGCAACGACGAUGUUUCACAUUAUAUGAAGAUGGCGAACUAAGUUAUGCUCUGGAUGAUAAUCCAGAAACACUCCCACAAGUUAAAAUGGACAUGAAUCUAUGUGUACGGGUUUGUGAAGCAGAUGUAAUAACGGGUCAUUCGCAUAGUAUCCUAGUAGCAUUCCGGAAUGAUACUUCGAAUUCCAGUAUUGCUGGUAUUUGUAGAGAUAUGGAAAAGGAUGCCACAACUAUCAAUCAGCAUGUGCCAAUUUGCUACAUGAAAGCUGAUACAACUGAAGAAAUACGAUGGUGGCAAAGCUUACUCCAGAAAUACGCUAAACGUAGUAUUUAUCGUAUGACUGCGACACCAGCACGUAUGCUCGAUGAUGAACAGGAACGGAUAUUGGACGAAACUGUUGAUAAGAAAGAAAUGUUGGAAACUUGUGGGCCAACAAUUAUCCAGGUAAACGAUUCACUUUCUCGUCCAGCAAGUGCUUCAUCAACACGAUCAAAUCACGAGGUGCAACAGCUACCAACAUCACAACUAGAUCCGUUGUCAAAUAUGGUAACACGGGUAGAUUUAGGCACUCGUCCGAGCUCUAUUGAUGCACAUCACGGCACACCACGAGCUGUAAAAUAUCGAAAUAAAGUUAAUAAGGAGGAGCCAUCACGGAAAUCGACAAAUGAUGGAAUUACGGGUAUUGCAACAACACCUCCAGAAACGCCACCACCACUUCCUGAAUCACCAUGUCCUCCAUUAUCCUCUCGAAAGACACCAUUUUCUACUCCAUUUUCUAUUGAUACAUCCAGUGCACAUACGCUUAGGAAAGGCUGGUUGAUGCUACGAGGUAAAGGCGCUUCUGACUGGACAAAACAUUGGGUGGUACUAGCUGGGCUUUCACUGAAACUGUAUAAAGAUGUCUGGGCUGAAGAUUCUGCUGAGCCGCUGCUUUCCAUCGAUCUCAAUGAAUGUGAAAAUGUUUAUCCAUCAGCUUCUGCUAAGAAUUAUGGCAUUGAAAUCAAAUGUCGGCGAACUCGCUAUGUACUUUCGGCAAUGACGCCCGGAAUUAGGGAUAGUUGGAUUACAGCUUUGCAGCAAAAUUUGCACAAUCCUUCUCCUACCUAUGCUGAAACAUGUCCAAGUGAUGCUGCAAGUUUACCGGAUAGUGAUUUGGUCUCUUUAUUACCACGCAAAAAACGUAUUGCUUAUGUGGCACCUGAAUCUCAUCAUUCGAAUUCAAUGAUGGAUGACGAAUCUUGCACUGAAGAUGAAUUGAAUUCUCUGGAUCGACCAUCUAGAAAUCAGCAAGCGAGUCUCUCCGAAAGAUCGUUUGAAUCGUCGGAUGACGAUAACGGUGUAGACGGUGACCGGCGGCGUUCUCCUCAACGACGUCGUAGUGGUUGCGAUCAAAGUUUAUCACCAACUUUUCGUCGUUCACCAGUGUCACGUAUCAAAGAUAAAUCAACCAAUCGACAAAAUGGAACGAUGAGGAAUGGUUCCAGUUCAUCGCUUUCAUCUGUUAUACCUCCAGUUAUACAGUCGCAGCGAUGUAGCUCUUCGAAGUCGUUGCCACGAGAGCAGAGUGCAUCGUUGCAGGAGAUGAGACUACGUACACUCGAGUCACAGGUAGAAAAUCUCCGUGAUCAACUACAGGAUACGACUUCAAGACUUGGAGAAACAAGAAGCGAAAACGAACGUCUAAGAUGCCUUUUUCUGAGUAGCGAUACACAAGGUCUUUCGCAGUUACGACGUAGCCUUACGGCUGCUGAAGAAGACGUAAUCCGAAAACGUGAAGAGAUGGAAGCGCUGCGGAAACAGCUUGCCACACCGACUCGAGAAACUGAUCAACAAUGUGAAAUUAGGUACAAACAAAUCACUGAACAAUUUACAAAUCUUCUCAAAGUUCAAGUCGGUGCUUUGUCACGUUUUGUACAUUCCCAAACGGGCAGCAUUGAAUACGCUGAAUUACGACAAUGUGUUGAUCAACUAAUUCGAAGAGUAGCUGGGUUAGAUGAAGUUACUCAAAUGGAUCGUAAAAUAGAUCUGAUCGAAGAAACAUUGAAUAAUGUUUCUGAAGCUUAUGAACAGGUCAAUACAGUGCUGUUAAGGACACAACGCGAGGCACAACAGAAGGAAGCACAUCCGAAAAAUCCGUCGUCAGAACAAAUUGCCGAUGAAGUGCAGGAUUUGGAAAAUGAGCUGGAGGAACUUCAGGCUUCCCAUACCGAAGAAAUGGAAUCUAUGCAAUCCAAGUAUGAGUACCAAUUAAAAUUACUUCGAGAACGCCUGCAGCAUGAAGAACAUCGACGGAAGAAAGCGCAAGAGGAGUUGCAGACAGUGAAUUCUUUAAAUGAUCAUUCGUUAUCCGCAAUGAAGAAAACUCAUGAGGAAGUGCUGGCAGAACAAAGAAGGCAAUACGAGGAGCAAAUUACUGCGCUGCAUGAAGAACAUGCAGCAGAACUGCAGGAAGAAAAGAAAGCCACCAGGAUGGCUCUAGAUGCAGUGCAACGAGCGCAUGACGCUGAAUUAAGAAAUAUUAAUGAAAAAGUUCGCAGUAUUGGUGGUAACAGUAUAACCUCGGCCCAAACAAACAUCUCUGCCGAAUCAAGAACCGACGUACAGUCUGCAAGGCAGAGUAAAAUAUUGGAGCAGAUGAGUACUGAAUUGGCUCAGUUGUCGGCGUUGUAUUCGGCAAAAUGUCUCGAGAAUUCUCAGCUUGAUGAGAAGAUGUCUUUAUUGCUAGCCGACAAAGAAAAUCAGUCAUCGUUGAAUGAUGUAGAAACCCAAAAUCGACGCUUGCAUCGUGAAUUACGCCAAAAAGACACGAUAAUUGAAGAGCUGAGACAGACGGUAGCAUUUUUCGAGCGCCGAGCUGUUAAUUUGACCGGUGAAGAACUUUCUGCCAAAUAUGAGGGACGCGCAGACGACGUAUCGCUAUUGGUAGAGGAAUCGGUGACACCCCAAGCGGCUCAAAUUCAUUCCCCAACUCUCCAACAACAACAACAGAUAGCUCUCAGCUUUCCAUCAUUCAACAACAACAUAGCAGCACAACCAACAGCUGUUGUUUCAUCGAUUUGGCGUCUGCCAUCCGGUCAAGGGGUCAAAUUUCGAAGAAAUCGACAAGUGAUACCAAAAAUGACUUCAAGACGUAGUGACGUUCGAUUCCACAGCAACCCAGCGAUACCAGUGAGUGAGAUGAUGACAACCAAUUAUCCAGCCAGUGAGUUACGACGUUCAAUGGUUAUUCCAGUCAGCGAGCGUCGGAAAUUCUUUGAAACGAUCGCCGAAUACAGUCAUCCUUUCUAAUAAAAAUGAUGUUUCAUAACUUUAAAAAAUCAUUCCUUUCCCAUAGAGCUGGAAGUCCAAGCUGUCACUUACUGC